CAUUGUGGACGGCAUUGCUGUGCAUUUGAAAUAGUAGCCUUCAGCUAUAAACUAAACGUUAGAAAUAGCGAGUAUCUGUCAAGGUGUCUUAUGCGGAGGCAGGUGGAAUUGUUGAUGAAGGAACAUCAAGUUGCGGUGGCGCCAUGCACCUUUAAAUUCCUUACAGCCAGCCAUAAUACUGAAGAAGAGGAUGGUUUAGGUUACGGCCCCGAAGUCCAGCGACUGCGUUUGACAUUUUUAGCAAGCGAAAGGCUAAUAAUGUCUGAAAAGGAUCUGCAAAAAAAGCUGGAUCGAUGCCUUGCAGAUUGCACUGUCAAACUUGGUGCGGGCCUGGGCUUGGGAAUUGUGUUCUCUGUUGUAUUCUUCAAACGACGCACCUGGCCAAUCACAUUUGGCUUAGGAACGGGGCUUGGUAUGGCGUACACGAACUGCCAGAAUGAUUUGAGAACACCAUAUCUACUUAAGAGAAACAUGAAGGAGCUGUAGCCACACGGCAGCAAUGUCUUCUAUUUCUUUUUUUUAUUGGAUGCUGUUCUUCAUUUGUACUGACCUGUAGCCGUACUAAUUACUUUCUGUGGGUCAAAUCUUCCGUACGUUUUAAUAUAACUUAUAUGUGCCUGAACAGAUCAUACUGUGUUUAUUAAAUAAAAGGACAAAUCGUA
Molecule: messenger RNA, 662 nt
Organism: Esox lucius (northern pike)
Lineage: Eukaryota; Metazoa; Chordata; Actinopteri; Esociformes; Esocidae
Gene: micos10
Product: mitochondrial contact site and cristae organizing system subunit 10
Exons: 5
Coding region: 91-486 (131 amino acids)
Cellular component (GO): mitochondrion; MICOS complex; mitochondrial inner membrane
Source: RefSeq, a predicted model, not a curated record